Molecule: messenger RNA, 1737 nt
Organism: Dovyalis caffra
Lineage: Eukaryota; Viridiplantae; Streptophyta; Magnoliopsida; Malpighiales; Salicaceae
Source: the annotation of a GenBank genome assembly
AUGUCACUUCGGAAACCACCCCUCCCUCGGAUCGUUCUUGACAAUGUGUCGUGCAUGAGAAAUGCGCAACAAAUCUUGCGACAUGUAAAUGUCUCUGUUCAUGAUGGUGGUGCUCUUGUACUGACAGGUAGCAAUGGUUCGGGCAAGAGCACUUUCUUGCGAAUGUUAGCUGGUUUUUCAAAGCCUUCUGCAGGUCAGAUACUUUGGAAUGGUCAUGAUGUUACUGAAUCUGGAGUGUUCCAUCAGUACAAGCUUCAGCUCAAUUGGCUUUCCCUGAAAGACGCCGUCAAAGAAAAGUUUACUGUACUUGACAAUGUUCAGUGGUUUGAGCUUCUUGAAGGCAAGCAAGGGAAUUCUCGACCUGCUCUUGAGCUGAUGGGGCUUGGAAGACUAGCAAAGGAGAAGGCAAGAAUUUUGCCAAUUUGGUUGCUGGAUGAGCCUUCUGUUGCAUUGGAUGAUGAUGGGGUUAGGUUGCUUGAGUACAUUAUUGCAGAGCACAGAAAGAAGGGAGGGAUUGUGUUUGUUGCGACACAUCUGCCAAUUAAAAUUGAGGAUGCCAUGUACUUAAGGCUGCCAGCAAGCAAUCAGAUGGAAGCGAUAAGCACAUCAAUUUUGGAUUUUGGUAAUCUCCCGAUAAGAAAUUCUGACAGCAAGGAUGCUGACACAGAGGGUUUCAAGCAUAGUGUAGAUGGAAUUUUCCAAAAAGUUGAUAAAUUGGAGCAAAGAGUAAAUGAGGUUGAGCAGUUUUACUUGAAUAUAAGUAAAAAGCAGCAGCAGAGUGGUUCGAAAGGUGGUAGCUCGACUGUGAAAGAUAAAGAUAAAGAGAGGAAUGUACCUAGUAUUAGGAAACAGCAGCAAGAUGCAUCGAAACGAGAAGCAGCUGCUGCUAAGAGAAUGCAAGAGCUUAUGCGCCAAUUCGGUACAAUAUUGCGUCAAAUCACGCAACACAAAUGGGCUUGGCCUUUCAUGCAACCUGUAGACGUCAAAGGUCUUGGGUUGCAUGACUAUUAUGAGGUUAUUGACAAGCCCAUGGACUUCAGUACAAUAAAAAAUCAAAUGGAGGCUAAGGAUGGCACGGGAUAUAAGAAUGUCAGGGAGAUAUGUGCUGAUGUGAGGUUGGUGUUUAAGAAUGCAAUGAAAUAUAAUGACGAAAGAAGUGAUGUUCAUGUUAUGGCCAAAACAUUGUUGGGAAAAUUUGAGGAGAAGUGGCUACAACUUCUGCCUAAAGUCACUGAAGAGGAGAAAAGGAGAGAAGACGAGGAAGCAGAGGCUCAAUUGGAUAUGCAGCUUGCUCAGGAGGCUGCUCAUGCUAAAAUGGCUCGUGAUUUGAGUAAUGAGCUUUAUGAGGUUGAUAUGCAUCUGGAAGAGCUUCGAGAAAUGGUUGUUCAAAAGUGCAGAAAGAUGUCCACGGAAGAGAAAAGAAAGCUGGGGGCGGCUCUUACGAGACUAUCUCCUGAAGAUCUAACUAAAGCAUUAGAGAUUGUUGCUCAGAAUAAUCCAGGUUUUCAAGCAACUGCUGAAGAGGUGGAACUUGACAUUAAUGCACAGAGGGAAUCAACCCUAUGGAGGCUAAAGUUUUUUGUGAAGGAUGCCCUGGAAGUCCAGGGAAAAAGUGCAGCAAACACAGGUGGCAAUAACACCACCAGCAACAACAACAACAACAACAAACGUAAAAGAGAGAUUUGCGAUGCUAUUGCCAAAACUGCCAAGAAGAGGAGCAAAAAGCCCUCUUCUUGA